AUGGCCGGCAUCGAGAAGCUCGAGUCGUACAUUGUCCGCUGGGUCAACGUCGACGACGACAACACGCUGUCAUGGAGCAUCCAACCUAACAAGAAGUCAAUAAACUUUGGCAUCGUCAAGCACCCCGGCAGCGGCGCCACCACGAUCCUCGCCUCCAACGGCCAGUUCCUCGACUCGUCCCAGACGCAGGGCGUCACCGACGGCAAGUCCGGCCGCUUCAAGAAGGAGGCGACUGCGCAGGACCUCUUGACAAGCAAGGGCUUUAUACCCAUAGCAUGGCACGGGAAAUGCGAGGCCGACAAGGUCUCAAUGGGCACCUACGACGUGCCGCACGGCCAGGGCGGCAUGUACGGCCUCGUCUUCGACAACACCUUUUCCAAGCAGACGUCCAAGACUGCUACCUUUGUCGUCCUCACCUACCCCACUGGCGUUGCGCCGCAGACCGCGAACCACCUUCCCAAUCUUCAGAUGCCCAACGCACAAUCGAGCCAAACCAGCCUUGGUAAACAUAGCAGCCCCCGCAACGAGGCCGGCCCAUCCACCUCUGUCGAUAGCUUUCACAGCCAGAACGCCCGAGCACGAGCUGCUACAGGUACGUCGGCUAGGAGCGACACGACCGCGCAGCAGCCCUACCACGUCGGCACCCUGUCCAAGAGGAGGCGCAAGAAAGGCCAGGGCUACGCCCGCCGCUUCUUCUCGCUCGACUACUCGACUUGCACUCUAUCGUACUACUACAACCGCAACUCGUCAGCCCUUCGUGGCGCAAUCCCCCUCAGUCUGGCUGCCAUUGCUGCGGAUGAGCGGCGACGAGAAAUUAGCAUCGACUCCGGCGCCGAGGUGUGGCAUCUCAGAGCCCCCAACGACAAGGAAUUCCAGGAAUGGGCGCGAGCUCUCGAGAGAGCCAGCCGCGUCGCCAGAGGUGUAGAGACUGUUCAGCAGCCCGCGAAGCCCAAGCUCCAGAUCAACAGCAUCCCCGCGAAGUCUGCUCUGGAGUACAACCGGCUCGAGGAUGUCGAAUGGCAGCAGGUGGAGACUUUGGUCAGCCGUGUCGUCGGCACGCGCGAUGCGCUUCGACGACUGACAAAGGAAGUGGCCUGCUUGCCGAAGCCAUCCCCUGCAGGACAGUUUCUUUCGCCUGGUUCUGCCGUGUCCACCGACGAGGCGAAAGACGGCUACUUCGCCACGCCGCCGGAGAAGAAGCCGUUCUGGAAGCGCAAGUCCAGCGCGUCGGCGCUGUCGUCGGCGACUCUGCAGCAACCUUCGCCGUCCCCAGAUCCUGCGGCCAGCACAGCGUCUGUCAACGGCAGCAAGGCCAAGCGCAAGUCCCGUGGUGCCGCUCAAGAAGAGAAAUCGAUACAUGACCACUGCGAAGCACUGCUAUCUGAUCUUGACGCGGUCGUUAACCAGUUUACCACUCUCAUCUCCAACAGCAAGCGGCGGCGCCUCCCCAUCCCGCAAUCCGCCGGCGGUGCCUCGCGCAUGAGCGUUGAGACGACAUCCACGGACGAAUUCUUUGACGCCGAGGACGCCAAGUCUGCUGUCAUGAAGAUUGACGGAAGCGAGGACGAAUCCACGCACACGGAUGCCGAGGAAGAGGUCGACACGCAAGACAGCUCUUCCAUCUCAUCGAUGGAAGACGACGAGCCGGUCGGCCCCGACGGGGCCGGGUACCUGUUUCCAUCUAAGCCGAAGAAUCUGCUGCCACUACCGAUAGAGAAGCCUGUCUCGAGAAGGACUCAGAUUCCUCCCGCCACGGUUCAACCGCCGAGUCUGAUCGCGUUCGUCCGCAAGAAUGUUGGGAAAGACCUGAGUACGAUUAGCAUGCCGGUCUCCGCCAACGAGCCUACAUCGCUCCUGCAGAAAGUUGCAGAACAGCUCGAAUAUGCGCAGCUCCUGGACAAGGCCGCCAGACAAAAGAGCCCGACGGAGCGCCUGUUGUUUGUCACAGCCUUUGCCGUUUCGCAGUUCAGCAACGGUCGUGCUAAGGAGCGCGCGAUUCGGAAGCCAUUCAACCCGCUGCUCGGUGAGACGUUUGAACUGGUGCGCACGAACAAGGAGAUCCCUGGAGGCUUCCGGCUCCUUGUGGAAAAGGUGCAACACAGACCGGUCCGUCUGGCCAUGCACGCGGACUCUGCCAACUGGUCAUUCUCGCAGUCACCCGCGCCUGGCCAAAAGUUUUGGGGCAAGAGCGCAGAGAUCACAACUGAUGGCCGGGUCAGGAUCGUGCUACGCCUGGCGGACGGCAGCGACGAAUUCUACUCGUGGAACAUCGCCACCAUGUUCCUGCGCAACGUUGUCAUGGGCGAGAAGUAUGUUGAGCCAGUGGGCACCAUGCACGUGGUCAAUGACAGCACUGGCCACAAGGCUAGCGUUGAGUUCCGAAGCAAGGGCAUGUUCGGCGGUCGAGCCGAGGAUGUGCACGUCGACACGUUCAGCCCCGACGGCAGCAACACGGGCAGCGGUCUCGCGGGCACGUGGACCAGCGGACUGCGCACCGUCGGGCCGGGCAAGGCGGCGAGCGAGGAGGUGUGGAAGGCCGGGUCGUUGGUGGACAACGCAUCGCAGACGUACGGCAUGACGCUCUUUGCGGCGACGCUCAACGAGAUCACCGACGUGGAGAAGGGCAAGCUCGCGCCGACAGACAGCCGACUGCGACCCGACCAGCGAAUGGCGGAGCAGGGCAACCUGGACGAGGCGGAGACGUGGAAGCACAAGCUCGAGGAAGCCCAGCGCGCACGACGUCGCGUCAUGGAGGACCGCGGCGACUCGCACAAGCCGCGCUGGUUCGUCAGGGCAGAGGAGUCGCCCGAGGGCGAGGAGGUGUGGAAGAUCAAGACGGGCAAGGACGGCUACUGGGAGGAGAGGGCCAAGGGCAACUGGACGGGCGUCGAGGCCAUCUUUGACGUGCCCAACGAAUGA
Molecule: messenger RNA, 2919 nt
Organism: Purpureocillium lilacinum
Lineage: Eukaryota; Fungi; Ascomycota; Sordariomycetes; Hypocreales; Ophiocordycipitaceae
Biological process (GO): endocytosis; ER to Golgi ceramide transport; maintenance of cell polarity
Cellular component (GO): intracellular membrane-bounded organelle; membrane; cytosol
Molecular function (GO): sterol binding
Source: RefSeq, a predicted model, not a curated record